This is a messenger RNA of Cladocopium goreaui, 648 nucleotides long. Lineage: Eukaryota; Dinophyceae; Suessiales; Symbiodiniaceae. The record is from the annotation of a GenBank genome assembly.
AUGGCCCGCAUUGCGAAGCUCUCCUGUCUUGCUGUGUUGUUUUUCUUCCUGCGGGAUCACUUCAGUUUUGUGCCUUUUGUGCAGAAGAGGAUUGAUCCAUCAGCAGCUUCAAGUCUGCGUGAGAACCUGCACCGAAGAAGCGUAUGGCUGGCAGGUGGCUUGGGACUCUUCAUGGACUCUAAGCAAGCGAUUGCUGGAAGCGACGCAGAGGACCAUCCCCUCGUGGGAUUUGACGUGGACGUUCAGGGCGGCGAUGGUGAGCAAACCGAACGAGUAGUGCUGAAGUUGCACCCAGAGUGGGCACCGCGUGGCGUGAGGCGCUUUGUGUCUAUGUUGAGGAUGGGUGACCUUGAGGGAUCUCGACUCCAUCAUGUUGCCAGUGACGGUGUUUUCUUUGGACUGCCAGCAGAGCCAACGCUGGAAUUGGACAAGAUCCGCAAUGAUCGCGUAAGAGCAUCCAACGUGCGGGGUACUGUUUCUUUCAAAGCAGGAGGGCUUCUCCGCAACUCUCACAGUCGUGCUCAAGAGCUAUUUGUAAAUACGAAGGACAACUCUCACUUGGAUAAGGAUGGCAUUGCUCCCAUUGCAGAGGUGGUAGAAGGCAUCCUGACAAGGAUACUUGCUAAGCUGCUACAUAAUAUUAUAUAA